This is a messenger RNA of Emys orbicularis (European pond turtle), 3903 nucleotides long. It is a transcript of the gene MYO6, whose product is annotated as myosin VI. Gene Ontology annotation, molecular function: actin filament binding; ATP binding; microfilament motor activity. NCBI's taxonomy places the organism in Eukaryota, Metazoa, Chordata, Testudines, Emydidae. Gene Ontology annotation, biological process: inner ear auditory receptor cell differentiation; vesicle transport along actin filament; inner ear morphogenesis. The coding region runs from base 1 to 3903 and encodes 1300 amino acids. The transcript has 35 exons. The record is from RefSeq and is a predicted model, not a curated record. Gene Ontology annotation, cellular component: actin cytoskeleton; cytoplasm; ruffle.
AUGAUGGAGGACGGGAAGCCUGUUUGGGCUCCACACCCAACUGAUGGGUUUCAGAUGGGGAAUAUCGUGGAUAUUGGCCCUGACAGCUUAACUAUUGAACCGUUAAACCAGAAAGGCAAGACUUUUCUGGCUGUUAUCAACCAAGUGUUUCCUGCAGAAGAGGACAGUAAAAAGGAUAUGGAGGAUAAUUGUUCACUAAUGUACUUAAAUGAAGCUACACUCCUUCACAAUAUCAAAGUGCGGUACUGUAAAGACAGAAUUUAUACCUACGUAGCCAACAUUCUUAUUGCAGUGAACCCAUACUUUGAUAUUCCUAAACUUUAUUCUUUGGAGACUAUUAAAAAGUACCAGGGUAAAUCACUUGGGACAUUAGCACCACAUGUCUACGCAAUAGCUGAUAAAGCAUUCCGUGACAUGAAAGUACUCAAGAUGAGUCAGUCCAUCAUAGUUUCUGGAGAAUCAGGAGCUGGCAAGACAGAAAAUACAAAAUUUGUUCUGAGGUAUUUGACUGAAUCCUAUGGUACCGGUCAAGAUAUUGAUGAAAGAAUAGUAGAAGCCAAUCCACUCUUAGAAGCCUUUGGAAAUGCAAAGACUGUUCGCAACAACAAUAGCAGCCGUUUUGGAAAAUUUGUAGAAAUCCACUUCAACGAAAAGAAUUUGGUGGUUGGUGGAUUUGUAUCACAUUAUCUUCUGGAGAAAUCCAGGAUCUGUGUGCAAGGCAAAGAGGAGAGGAAUUACCACAUCUUUUACAGGCUUUGUGCAGGUGCUCCUGAAGAUAUUAGGCAAAAACUGUAUUUAAGUUCUCCAGAUAACUUUAGGUAUUUAAAUCGUGGCUGCACUAGAUACUUUGCUACCAAAGAGACAGACAAGCAAAUUUUGCAAAAUCGCAAAAGUCCUGAGUACCUAAAAGCAGGUUCCCUGAAGGAUCCUCUACUAGAUGACCAUGGAGACUUCAACAGAAUGUGCACAGCAAUGAAAAAGAUUGGCUUGGAUGAUGCAGAGAAGCUUGAUCUUUUCAGAGUAGUAGCUGGUGUCCUUCACCUUGGAAAUACUGAUUUUGAGGAAGCUGGGAGUACUUCAGGUGGAUGCAUUCUGAAGAACAAAUCUAGUCAGUCUCUAGAAUACUGUGCAGAAUUGCUAGGUUUGGAUCAGGAUGAUCUGCGUGUCAGCUUAACCACCAGAGUCAUGCUUACAACAGCAGGGGGCACCAAAGGAACAGUUAUAAAGGUACCCUUGAAAGUAGAACAAGCAAACAAUGCACGUGAUGCCUUGGCUAAAACUGUAUAUAGUCAUCUUUUUGAUCAUGUGGUAAACCGAGUAAACCAGUGUUUUCCAUUUGAGACCUCCUCUUUCUUCAUUGGCGUGCUAGAUAUAGCUGGUUUUGAAUAUUUUGAACACAACAGUUUUGAACAGUUUUGUAUUAACUACUGUAAUGAAAAGCUGCAGCAAUUCUUCAAUGAAAGGAUUCUGAAAGAGGAACAAGAACUUUACCAGAAAGAAGAUCUAGGAGUCAAUGAAGUGCACUAUGUAGAUAAUCAGGACUGUAUAGAUCUGAUUGAAGCAAAAUUAGUAGGUGUGCUGGAUAUUUUGGAUGAAGAAAAUCGUCUUCCACAACCAAGUGACCAGCAUUUUACUUCUGUGGUGCAUCAAAAACACAAGGAGCAUUUCAGACUAUCUAUUCCCAGGAAGUCUAAAUUGGCUGUUCACAGAAAUAUCAGAGACGAUGAGGGCUUUAUUAUCCGACAUUUUGCUGGAGCAGUGUGCUAUGAGACGACCCAGUUUGUGGAGAAAAACAAUGAUGCUUUGCACAUGUCCCUUGAAUCUCUUAUAUGCGAAUCCAAGGAUAAGUUUGUCCGGGAACUAUUUGAAUCUACCACUAAUAACAACAAGGAUCCCAAACAAAAAGCAGGAAAGCUUAGCUUCAUCAGUGUGGGAAACAAAUUCAAGACUCAAUUAAAUUUGCUCCUUGAAAAGCUUCGCAGUACUGGGUCAAGCUUUAUUCGCUGCAUCAAACCUAAUUUAAAGAUGACAAGUCACCAUUUCGAAGGGGGACAGAUUCUCUCUCAGCUUCAGUGUUCAGGUAUGGUGUCUGUUUUGGACUUGAUGCAAGGUGGCUUCCCAUCACGAGCAUCAUUUCAUGAGCUAUACAAUAUGUACAAAAAGUAUAUGCCUGCAAAACUAGCUCGACUGGACCCUAGACUUUUCUGCAAGGCACUAUUUAAAGCCUUGGGCUUAAAUGAAAAUGAUUACAAAUUUGGAUUAACAAAGGUGUUUUUUAGACCUGGCAAGUUUGCAGAGUUUGAUCAGAUAAUGAAGUCUGAUCCAGAUCAUCUAGCGGAGCUGGUUAAACGAGUCAAUCACUGGCUUAUCUGCAGUCGCUGGAAAAAAGUUCAGUGGUGUUCUCUCUCAGUGAUUAAAUUGAAAAACAAAAUAAAAUACCGAGCUAGUGCCUGCAUUAAAAUACAAAAGACUAUUCGUAUGUGGCUUUGCAAGAGAAAGCACAAACCACGCAUUAAUGGCCUAAUAAAAGUGCGUACACUGAAAAAGAGACUUGAUAAAUUUAAUGAAGUAGUAAGUGCUCUGAAAGAGGGAAAACCAGAGAUGAGCAAGCAGAUCCGGGAUCUGGAGUUAUCUAUUGAUGCUUUGAUGGUCAAGAUUAAGGCCACUGUGAUGACGAGGGAACAGAUACAGAAAGAGUAUGAUGCUCUAGUUAAGAGCUCAGAGCAGCUUCUGAGUGAGCUACAGAAAAAGAAGCAGCAAGAGGAGGAAGCGGAGAGGCUGCGACGCAUCCAGGAGGAAAUGGAAAGAGAAAGGAAAAGACGUGAAGAGGAGGAGCAACGUCGCAGAAAGGAAGAGGAGGAAAGGCGACUAAAAUCUGAGAUUGAGGCAAAGAGAAAACAGGAAGAAGAAGAGAGGAAGAAGAGGGAAGAGGAAGAAAAACGUAUUCAGGCUGAAAUUGAGGCACAACUAGCUAGAGAGCGUGAAGAAGAGACCCAACAACAGGCAGUCCUUGAACAGGAACGUCGUGACCGUGAACUUGCGAUGAGAAUUGCACAGAGUGAAGCAGAGCUAAUCAGUGAUGAGGCUCAGCUUGAUUUAGGAUUGCGAAGAUUGGAUACUGAAAUUAUUCAGCCUGUUCCAGUAUUUGCUAAAGUCAAUGGAACAAGGCCUCAAAUGACUGCGGAACAAAUGGCCAAAGAAAUGUCAGACGUUUUGUCUAGGGGCCCUGCAGUUCAAGCCACAAAAGCUGCGGCUGGCACUAAGAAACAUGAUCUUAGUAAGUGGAAAUAUGCAGAACUUCGUGACACAAUCAAUACUUCCUGUGAUCUUGAACUACUGGCAGCUUGCAGAGAAGAGUUUCACAGACGACUAAAAGUAUAUCAUGCGUGGAAAUCCAAGAAUAAGAAACGUAAUACAGAAACAGAACAGCGUGCUCCAAAAUCAGUCACUGACUAUGAUUUUGCACCAUUUUUCAACAACUCAACUCAACAGAACCCAACAGCUCAGUUGCCUGCCAGGCAACAGGAGAUUGAAAUAAACAGACAACAGCGUUACUUCCGUAUUCCCUUCAUUCGCCCAGCAGACCAGUAUAAAGAUCCUCAGAACAAGAAGAAAGGUUGGUGGUAUGCACAUUUUGAUGGGCCUUGGAUUGCUCGACAAAUGGAACUUCAUCCUGACAAGCCACCUAUUCUGCUUGUAGCGGGGAAGGAUGAUAUGGAGAUGUGUGAACUAAAUCUUGAAGAGACUGGCUUAACUCGAAAGCGUGGUGCUGAAAUUUUGCCGAGACAGUUUGAAGAGAUUUGGGAGCGCUGUGGAGGCAUCCAGUAUCUUCAAAAUGCAAUUAAGAGUAGACAAGCUCGCCCUACAUAUGCAACAGCUAUGUUGCAAAGCCUAUUAAAAUAG